Nomascus leucogenys (northern white-cheeked gibbon) is the source of this 3163-nucleotide messenger RNA. It is a transcript of the gene ZNF23, whose product is annotated as zinc finger protein 23. Gene Ontology annotation, biological process: regulation of transcription by RNA polymerase II. The transcript is spliced from 5 exons. Bases 594 to 2663 code for a protein of 689 amino acids. NCBI's taxonomy places the organism in Eukaryota, Metazoa, Chordata, Mammalia, Primates, Hylobatidae. The record is from RefSeq and is a predicted model, not a curated record. Gene Ontology annotation, cellular component: nucleus. Gene Ontology annotation, molecular function: DNA-binding transcription factor activity, RNA polymerase II-specific; RNA polymerase II cis-regulatory region sequence-specific DNA binding.
CGCUGCGGAGGUGAGUGCAGGUCUCCGAGCACUGUCGGUCAUUCCCUGUCCCCCAGGCUCUGGGUCCGAUUGAGACGCACUCCCACCCUGGGUGCUGCUGGGUCUCCCGUGGCCUACGCUGCCAGGAGGCCCAGGCUGGGAGAGGGAGCAGGGCGGCGGCCCGGGGUGCUCUUCCGCUCUCCUCGACUCCAGCUUUGGUCUUUGUGGCUCUAUAGCUUGCGCCCAUUGGAAGGGGAAACCCACGUUGCUGUCCCAGCCACGAGGCCCCGAGCAUUUAGCACUUGAUCGGCUGGGGGAAGAUGUGUCGGUGCAGCUGAAGGGUGGAAUAUUUGCGGGCAUGAAGCGGCACGAGGUGAUACCACAAGUCUUUUGACAUGCUGAGGUCUGGCAGGAACAUUAACCUAUGUGCAUCCUGAGUAUGCACCGUGUGCUCCCAGGCUCCUGACAUAGGGUUAUGAGUUAGGGCCGAGUGGGAGCGCAGAGCCCCUCCCAGUCACCCGGCAGCAGAAGAAGCCCGGCUUUUGGAGGACAUUAUCUCCUGGAUCAGUGUCAGUCCCAAAAGCUGCAGCCCUUCUCUGAGAGGGGACCAGGGGAUGGCAGCCAUACACCUGACAGCCUGGCCCCAGAAGUCGGUGACCUUUGAGGACGUGGCUGUGUACUUCACCCAGGCGGAAUGGGACGGCCUGUCCCCUGCACAGAGGACCCUGUACAGGGAUGUGAUGCUGGAGAAUUAUGGGAAUGUGGCCUCCCUGGGAUUUCCACUUCUCAAACCUGCUGUGAUCUCACAACUGGAGGGAGGAGGUGACCUGGGGGGCCCAUCUCCACUGGCUGCAGGAACAGGCCUCCAGGGCCUCCGGACUGGUAAGGGAGUAGAUAUUCAGACUGACAAUGAUUUGACAAAGGAAAUGUAUGAAGGGAAAGAGAAUGUAUCAUUUGUACUUCAAAGAGACUUUUCCCAGGAAACAGACUUUUCAGAAGCCUCUCUUCUAGAGAAACAACAGGAAUUCUACUCAGCAAGAAAUAUAAAGAAGGAGAAGAGCAACACCAUUGAUGGAACAGUGAAAGACGAGACAAGCCCUGUGGAGGAGUGUUUUUUUAGUCAAAGUUCAAACUCAUAUCAGUGUCAUACCAUCACUGGAGAGCAGCCCUCUGGGUGUACAGGAUUGGGGAAAUCCAUCAGCUUUGAUACAAAACUCGUUAAGCAUGAAAUAAUUAAUUCUGAGGAAAGACCUUUCAAAUGUGAAGAAUUAGUAGAGCCCUUUAGGUGUGACUCUCAACUUAAUCAACAUCAAGAAAACAACACUGAGGAAAAGCCUUAUCAGUGUUCGGAAUAUGGCAAAGCUUUCAGCAUUAACGAGAAAUUAAUUUGGCAUCAAAGACUUCACAGUGGGGAGAAACCCUUCAAAUGUGUGGAGUGUGGGAAAAGCUUCAGCUACAGUUCCCAUUAUAUCACACAUCAGACAAUCCACAGUGGGGAGAAGCCCUAUCAGUGUAAGGUAUGUGGGAAGGCCUUCAGUGUUAAUGGAAGCCUAAGUAGGCAUCAGAGAAUCCAUACGGGAGAGAAGCCCUAUCAGUGCAAGGAAUGUGGAAAUGGCUUCAGCUGUAGUUCUGCGUAUAUUACACAUCAGAGAGUCCACACUGGAGAGAAACCUUACGAGUGUAAUGACUGUGGGAAAGCAUUCAAUGUUAAUGCGAAAUUAAUUCAACAUCAGAGAAUCCACACUGGAGAGAAACCUUAUGAAUGUAAUGAAUGUGGAAAAGGCUUCAGGUGCAGCUCCCAGCUUAGGCAGCAUCAGAGCAUCCACACAGGAGAAAAGCCCUAUCAAUGUAAAGAGUGUGGAAAAGGCUUCAAUAAUAAUACAAAACUCAUUCAGCAUCAGAGAAUCCACACAGGUGAGAAACCCUAUGAAUGCACUGAAUGUGGAAAAGCCUUCAGUGUCAAAGGGAAGUUAAUUCAACACCAGAGAAUUCACACAGGCGAGAAACCCUAUGAGUGUAAUGAAUGCGGGAAAGCCUUCAGAUGUAACUCCCAAUUUCGGCAGCAUCUGAGAAUUCACACUGGGGAGAAGCCCUAUGAGUGUAAUGAGUGUGGAAAGGCCUUCAGCGUUAAUGGGAAACUAAUGCGGCAUCAGAGAAUUCACACUGGGGAGAAACCUUUUGAAUGUAAUGAGUGUGGGAGAUGCUUUACUUCUAAAAGAAACCUACUUGAUCAUCACCGAAUCCAUACUGGAGAAAAGCCCUAUCAAUGUAAGGAAUGUGGGAAAGCCUUCAGUAUCAAUGCCAAACUAACUAGGCAUCAGAGGAUACAUACUGGGGAGAAACCUUUCAAAUGUAUGGAAUGUGAGAAAGCGUUCAGCUGUAGUUCUAACUAUAUUGUGCACCAGAGAAUCCAUACAGGAGAGAAACCCUUUCAGUGUAAGGAGUGUGGAAAAGCCUUCCAUGUUAAUGCCCAUUUAAUUCGGCAUCAGAGAAGCCACACUGGGGAGAAACCCUUCAGAUGUGUGGAAUGUGGCAAAGGCUUCAGCUUUAGUUCUGACUACAUUAUACAUCAGACAGUCCACACUUGGAAGAAACCCUAUAUGUGUAGUGUGUGUGGGAAAGCAUUCAGGUUCAGCUUCCAGCUCAGUCAGCAUCAGAGUGUCCAUAGUGAAGGAAAAUCCUAAUAAUGAGAAAGAUAUAGAAAACUCUUAAGGUUAAUGCCAAAAUGGAUCAAGUAUGAUCAGAUUCAUCCAUUGAAAAACCCCCAAGAGGGCAUUAAUAUGGCAGAGUCUUCAUAUGGGAACGGUUUUUAUUUUAUUCAGUUUUAAUCAGGAAAGGAUGACCAGUUAAAGAGAAACAUCCAAAAAUAAAUAGCUUUGUUUUGUACUAACAGGAAUUAGAAAAUAUAAGGAAAAGAUUUCAUUCCCAGCAGCAUCAAGAAAAGUAGAUUUUCUAGAAAUAAACAGUUAUGGAGGACUUGUAUGGAGAAAUUUAAGUCUUCACUGAGGGCCACUUUACAAAGGAAAUUUGAAUAAAUGGAGAGAGAGAGAAGCCUUGUUGUUGGAUAGGAAAACCCAUACUAAAGAUACUCUACCUACACUAAUUUAUUUGUUUAAUUUUUGACAACAAGCAUGUAUUACUUUUGAAAGGAUGAAAAAUAAAGAUUUAUUUAAGAAAGGAAAAA